Portunus trituberculatus (swimming crab) is the source of this 1563-nucleotide messenger RNA. Its product is annotated as TATA box-binding protein-like 1. Bases 131 to 754 code for a protein of 207 amino acids. NCBI's taxonomy places the organism in Eukaryota, Metazoa, Arthropoda, Malacostraca, Decapoda, Portunidae. Gene Ontology annotation, biological process: DNA-templated transcription initiation. Gene Ontology annotation, molecular function: RNA polymerase II general transcription initiation factor activity; DNA binding. The record is from RefSeq and is a predicted model, not a curated record. The transcript has 5 exons.
UAUAUUAAUAAACUUUUAGCUACUAGUAGUACACAAAUAUAAAUCGCAUACUGCAAGAGAGAGAGAGAGAGAGAGUGAAAAUGGCGGAAGGAGAACGUCGCGCCAGCGGCAUGGAGUUCCCAAAGACUUUAUGGCUGGUGUUCCCAAAGUGACGGGCCAGGGCCAGCCUGCCGAGGUGCGAGAGUUCAUUGACAUCGAGAUUGACAACAUUUGGUUCCACGUGAGCACCAACACCAAGAUCAACCUGCAAUACAUUGACCACGCCGCGGACUGCAGCAGCACCUUCCUGUCGUCUGGAGAGCUUCAAUUACAACUGCAAGAUUCGGAGUUCUCUGUGAUUCUCAACAAGCGAGGAACAGUGCGUGGCGUUGCAGGGUGUGUGACAGAGGCAGCAGCAGCUUUGGCGGCCAUGAAGGCAAUGAUGCUCCUGAAAACGCUGGGAUAUCACAUCAGGGCACAUAACUUCAGGAUCACAAAUGUGGUUGCUAGAGGACAGGUGCCCUUCAGAAUAGACAUUAAGUCACUGCACCAGGACAACAAGAAGCAUCUACAAUACAGCUUUGGAGAGAAUGGAGAAGAGCAGCAAAAACUGACAACCUUCAUCCCUUCAGUUCACACCACAGUUAAUAUUACUCCCCAUGGGAAAUUGUUUUUCUUUAGUCCCAAUGUGGAGAAAUUGCUGCAGGCUUCUAAGUACAUCUACCCACGCCUGCGUCCCUACGCUGUCCUUCCCACCAAGCCCAGCCAGCUGUAGUUUGAGAUAUUCAAGGUACCAUUCACCUCCUCUUGUAUACAAAAAAACAGAAGUACAUAUGAUCAACAUUGCAUGUCAAUUUUGUAUGAAGUUCAUUGUAACCAAUUAGAAGGCAGAUGAAGAAGUGAAACCAAACUAUCAGAGGUGAUUAAGCAUGUCUGCCUCUAAAGGAUAUAUAAUCUGAGGCUGCAACAGUGAUUUACAUUGAAGGAGCAGUCACAACAUGAAUGCCUUGAUGUAGCUGAGCAUUGUCUCACUGACUUUCAUUGGUGUCAUGAGUCAGUAGUGUAGUGAAGGACAGAGAUCCCAGUAUGACAUAUGAUAAUGUCUGAGAAGUGCCAUUGAGUAUUUUGAAGGUAGAACAGUUUUUGAUAAGAGUAGCCAACACAUUAUGUGCCUUAGGAAAAUAAAAAUGUAAAGGAAAUUUAUCAUUACAGUUUUCUGUUAAUAUUGAAAUUUGCUUGAUUUCAUUAUUGUUUGAGUACAUAUGGAGGAAAAAACAGUCUUGCUACUCUGUUCACACUGAGACAACACUAUUAUUGAAAUCACUGUGUGUCAUGAAAGAUGACUGAAAAGAAUGGAGUACGAGGACCUGAAACAUUACAUGUGCUGUAUUCCCACAAUCAGACAAAGCAGUGUAUGUUGAUUUGGUAAAACCCUUAUUAGGGAGAUCUCUGCUUUGCAUGUAUAGAUAGAUACACUAAAGUAUAUAUACAGUACAGUCAAGUCUGCCAAUGUCACUUGUUUUUCAUUUGUUACAGAUCAUUAUAAAGCCCAAUACAUAUAAAUCUACUUUCAAAUAGUACGUA